AUGGCAACCUCAAGAACUAGACUGUCUCCAGGAACCCUUAAGCAGGCCCUUCCCUUGGAGGGUGCAGCGGCUCGCUCUGUCGGGCAAGGCCGAGAUGCCAUUAACAGGCUACUGUCUGCUCCAUUCCCUCUAGAGCAUGACUAUCUCGCACCAAGUCCAAAACUUCUGGUCAUUAUUGGGCCAUGUAGUAUUCAUGACCCAGAUGCUGCGAUGGACUACGCAAGACGGCUUGCUGUCAUAGCCGAAAGACAUCGCGGCCAGCUGUUGAUUGCUAUGCGUGUGUACAUUGAGAAGCCACGCAGCACUGUGGGAUGGAAGGGCCUCGUGCAUGACCCAGAUCUGACGCAAGGAAAUGGGAAUCUUGCCAAGGGCUUGCAAGUCUCACGAGAGAUCAUGCUGCGUGUAGCAGAGCUAGGCUUGCCCGUCGUUACGGAGGUGCUAAGCCCGUUUGUGCUACCGUUUCUAGAAGAUGUAUUGGCCUGUGGAAUUAUUGGUGCCCGCACAACUGAGAGCCAGCCACACCGCGAAGUCGCCAGUGAUGCGCCCAUGGCCAUUGGGUUCAAGAAUGGCACAGAUGGCACGCUGGGUGUAGCCCUGGAUGCCAUGCAGGCAUCUGCACAGAGCCAUACUCUCGUUGCAGUAGAUGAUGAGGGAUUCCUCAUUGAGCGACUGAGUACGGGUAAUCAAAAUACCUUCGUUGUCCUCCGCGGCGGCAAAAGUGGUCCCAACUUCAGCCGCGCGCACAUCCAGCAAGCUGAAGCUGCGAUGCGCAAGUCUGGUCAGGAGGUGCGACUGGUCGUAGACUGCAGCCAUGGAAACUCAAUGAAGGAUUAUCGAAAGCAACCGAUUGUGGCAGCAGACCUUGCCCAGCAGAUAGCUGAUGGAAUGCCAAUCGCUGGUGUUAUGCUUGAAAGUAAUAUUCAUGCAGGCCAGCAAAGCAUUGCGACGGAGGGACUCAAAUAUGGAGUCAGUAUUACCGAUGGCUGCAUCAGUUGGGAAGAGACUGAGCGAGUGUUGGAUAAUCUCGCAGCUGCAGUCAAAAUGAGAGAGGCAAGUGCUCUGACACAGCCAGUCCCUCUCAAUUUGUCGUCAUUGCAUCAGUCAAAUGCGAAGCUGGAACCUAAUGUUUCUAUUGUUGAGCUUUCGUCCUGA
Molecule: messenger RNA, 1152 nt
Organism: Penicillium taxi
Lineage: Eukaryota; Fungi; Ascomycota; Eurotiomycetes; Eurotiales; Aspergillaceae
Exons: 3
Coding region: 1-1152 (383 amino acids)
Biological process (GO): aromatic amino acid biosynthetic process
Cellular component (GO): cytoplasm
Molecular function (GO): 3-deoxy-7-phosphoheptulonate synthase activity
Source: RefSeq, a predicted model, not a curated record